AUGGCACCAAAAGGACUCGCAAUUAUUAUCGGUGCAGGACCAACUUCCGGCGCAGGGAUCGCUCGCAUUCUAGCCAGCCCUCAGCAUGGCAACCUCGCAGUUGCUCUACUCGCCAGAAACCCCGAGAACCUCCAGAAUCUUGCCGCCGAUCUACGGAAGUCCUCAAACGGUAUCCUCCAUCCGUUCCCUACAGAUACACAGCCCGAAAAUCUCCGACAGACCUUCCAGCAGAUCGCAGAUCAUGCGGACUUCAAGGACCUCAAACUGAAGCUCGCUAUAUACCACGUCAAGAACUCUAGCAAGAAGCCAUUCCUGGAGGAGACGCCAGAGGCUUUCAACGACAGCAUGAGCACCUUCACAACCGGAGGUGUCGUAUUUGCGCAGGAAGCGUUGAAGCUCAUGUAUGCACAGAAUGGAGGACAGACGCUACUUGCCGACACCGACGGCGCGAAGAAGGGCACCAUCAUCUUCACGGGAACACUGGGAGCCAUGCGCACGAAUCAGCAGUAUGCCGCCUAUGGUGCAUCUCGAGCGGCGGCGAGAAUGGUAGCGCAGGCGAUUGCCAAGGAGCAUAGCAAAUUUGGUGUGCACGUGGUCCAUGCCAUAGCCAACGGCGGAAUCAUCGAUGAAGACAACGAGAACACCAAGACCGGCAAACGAAUGCGGGCGGAGGAUGUUGGAGAGCUGUAUCUCUGGCUCUCACAACAGCCGAGCUCACUCUGGACCCACGAGUUGGAUAUGAGACCGGCACAGGAAACUUUCUGA
This is a messenger RNA of Colletotrichum orchidophilum, 765 nucleotides long. RefSeq names its product short-chain dehydrogenase/reductase SDR. Lineage: Eukaryota; Fungi; Ascomycota; Sordariomycetes; Glomerellales; Glomerellaceae. The transcript has a single exon. The record is from RefSeq and is a predicted model, not a curated record. Bases 1 to 765 code for a protein of 254 amino acids.